AUGCAUGCGCUUACGAGCUCCUGUGGGGAUAUAUCGGCAUAUAUGUACAAGUUGCAGGUAAGAGAGCUUUCAUCUCCUCAUCGUCCUGCCCAUCUGCCUCGUCUCGUCAUGUCGGACAUUCUCACUCGCAAGCCUAAAAACAUCGCCAUCUCCACCAACCCUUCUCAUGAUUUAAACAUCCUAGAAACUGAUAUCCCAUAUCUCCAACCCAAUGAAUGCCUGAUUCACGUCCGCGCAACAGGAAUUUGCGGAUCUGACGUCCAUUUCUGGAAACAUGGAAAUAUUGGCUCUUCAAUCAUCACCACAGACUGCGGUCUGGGGCACGAGAGCGCUGGCAUAAUCAUCAAAACCGGAUCAGCGGUCGAGAAGUUCAAUGUCGGCGAUAGAGUCGCUCUCGAGUGCGGAAUCCCUUGUUCCAAGCCUACUUGUCGGGCCUGCCGAACAGGUCAAUAUCACGGCUGUCCAGAGAUGGUAUUCUACAGCUCGCCCCCCAUCAAUGGUACCUUACGACGCUAUCAUGCCCAUCCUGAAGCAUGGCUGCAUAAACUACCAGAUCAUGUCACCUUUGAAGAAGGAGCGUUGCUGGARCCACUUUCCGUAGCYCUCGCUGGUAUUGAGAGGAGUGGAUUGAAAUUGGGAGAUCCUUUGGUGAUUUGUGGCGCGGGACCUAUUGGAAUGGUGACACUUCUUGCUGCGAAUGCUGCUGGUGCUGCUCCUAUUGUGAUUACGGAUCUGGAUGAGAAUCGUUUGCGUGUGGCGAAGGAGCUUGUACCAAGGGUGAGGACCGUGCAGGUAGAGAGAGGCGAGGACUCCCAGCUUCUGGCGGAGAAGAUGAAGCUGGCUUUGGGGCAGGAGGCGAAGUUGGUUAUCGAAUGUACGGGUGUGGAGAGCAGUGUUCACGCUGGAGUCUAUGCGACGCGCUUCGGAGGCUGCGUCUUUGUGAUCGGUGUUGGCCACGCCUCUAAUAUGGAGAUUCCGUUUAUGCAUGCCUCGUUCAGGGAGAUUGACAUUCGCUUUCAAUUCCGCUAUCGCGAGACGUACCCAAAGGGCAUCAUGUUACUCCAGGAAGGCUUGAUUGACUUGAAGCCUUUGGUCACGCAUCGCUUUACAUUGGAGCAGGCGAAAGAGGCCUUUACUGCAGCGAGCACACCUGCUGCUAGAGCCAUCAAAGUACAACUACUAGACGAUUGA
This is a messenger RNA of Ramularia collo-cygni, 1191 nucleotides long. RefSeq names its product probable L-arabinitol 4-dehydrogenase. Bases 1 to 1191 code for a protein of 396 amino acids. The transcript has 2 exons. The record is from RefSeq and is a predicted model, not a curated record. Gene Ontology annotation, molecular function: L-iditol 2-dehydrogenase (NAD+) activity; zinc ion binding. Gene Ontology annotation, biological process: D-sorbitol catabolic process. NCBI's taxonomy places the organism in Eukaryota, Fungi, Ascomycota, Dothideomycetes, Mycosphaerellales, Mycosphaerellaceae.